UGAUUUAGUAAUUAAAUUUCAGCAAAAAUAUUCAGGAAUUGCAUCCAAAAAAUCUUUAAUAAGAACAGUGUUUUCAACAGUGUUAAACAAAUGCAAAUUUUAUAAAUUUAAUGAUAAAUUCCGAUGUUGUCAAGCGUAAAAACAGAUUCCAAUUUCAAUUUAUGGCAAUUUUAGAAUCAAUUGAUGGUCAGUGCAAAGUGUGUUUAAAGUUGGUAAGAAGCGAGCUGUUUUCUUCCAGCAUAAGGUAAAAAGACAAAGUUGUCUGGUUCCCCAAUCAAAGAAGAUGCAUUUUCAAAUACUGUUGCUGCUUGUGAUUUCUCUAAAUACAAAUGGAGAAAUACUUCGUCUGCCAUGCAAGAUCUUUGCCAAUUUUACUGCUGUGCUUCAUGAUCAAUCACUUAGUUCUACAUUUCGUUCUUUGGACAACUUGGACGAGCAGAUGUGUAAGUUUGAAUGCAUCAUGGAGUAUCGAUGCAAGUCUAUAAAUUUAAACAGAGAGCUUGGUAUUUGCCAGUUGAAUAGCAAAUCAGCACAGGAUCCAAAAGAUUUCAUUGAAACGCAAAAAAAGGAGGGUUGGACAUAUUAUUCAACCCUUUUUGAAGAGAAAAAUGUUGGUCAGUAUUGCCAAGCAAAUGAUCCUUGCAGCGCCGGACAUAAAUGCAUUGACACUUGCUACUGCCCAGGGUAUAAAUGCAUUGCAGUGAAUUUGGCAUAUAAAAAGCCGUCCUCGCAUUCAUCAACUUCCACCAUAAAUGGAAUCACAUUAGUUGCCAGCCUUGGAAAUGACGGUGACAGAAAUGGGGAAUGGCAGCGAUGCAGUAUCACAAAAGCUGACAUAGUACCCUGGUGGCAAGUGGACCUUACAAGGCAAGCUGCUAUCACAAGUGUCCAAAUAAGAAGUGGCGCAAAUUGGGGUCAAUUGAGAAUCAAUCCAUUCGAUAUCAGUGUUGGAGAUGAUAGUUCAAAUGGCGGACGAAACAAUGCGCUUUGCGUGAAAGAUGGAAUGUUGGCAAGUGGUGAAUUGAAAAAGUUCGAUUGUCCACAGGUCCUGAUGGGUCGUUACGUCAGUAUCUUUUUGAACAGAGAAGAAUUUCUUCAAGUAUGCGAGGUUGAGGUUUAUGAAGAUGAAUUCUGAAACAAAGCUUGAUAAAUCUAUAUUUAUUCUCCACUUUCUGGCAAGCACGAAUGCAUUGGAAGAGAAAUGUAAUAUAUCUGCUACAAUCAGCAAAAGAGGACAUUAAAAAUGCACAAAGAUUUCAUGUUAUAUGUUUGAAUUUUCUGUACCGCAAAGUUUGGAAAUGGCAUGAAAUAUUGUAAACAUAGCACGCUGAGGUACCUUUCGUCUGACACUCUUCACCCAAAUAGACAAUAGUGAAAGUUUGCACUAAAUCUUAACUUGCUGCAUCUCGCCCUUAAAAUUUUGAUGGAAAUGAGCCAUCUUCUUUUCAUCUGGGUGUUUUGGAAUCAAAGCAAAAGGAUCCCAGCUUGUUUCGACAGCAAAAGUUCGCUUUCUCUUUUUGGCAAUUCACGGUUUUUAAAAAAGCCUGUAAAACGCUUAGUCUUUCUCUUGAGCCACUGUCGAUCCAUACUUGGAUGUAAAUUUUCUGCCUACCAUUGGUCAUUAACACUCGUUUGUACUCUGAAAAUUGUCGAACGCAAAGAACUUCAGUAAGCUAUGUUUCCGAUUUUUCAUGAAAUCUUCAAAAUUUAGCAAGAACUAUCUUUAUAUAAAUUACUAUCUCUCUAUAAAUUAUGGACAGUGGGGGCGAAGGCUGAAAAAUAUUUUUGGCUUGUGACUUAUGCUCAAUUUAAGAAAUUUAAAUUACAAAAAAUCAAUUUUUUCCCUGAAAGAUUAUUUACAAAGACUUGAUGUUUUCUUUAAGCUUUAAGAGCUGUCAGCAAAAUUUUUGAUAGGAAAAUCAGAAAAAAGAUCAGAAACAUAAAUUAUGCAAAGUGACUUUAUUGUUUUGAUUUGGCUAUAUAUAGCAAAGCAAAGACCACUGUAUCGUGUUAUUAAGUGACAUGAAUGAGAGUCUUGUUAUUUGAAUUAUGAUAUUAUAGUCUCUUUGAUCUCCAGAAAAUCUAAUUCGAGUUCAGAAACGAUAAUACAGAAGGAUUUUGUACGCUGCAAUAGUUAUACUCGUAACGUGGAACAUAAAAUGAUAUUAAA
Messenger RNA from Rhopilema esculentum, 2170 nucleotides. The record is from RefSeq and is a predicted model, not a curated record. Lineage: Eukaryota; Metazoa; Cnidaria; Scyphozoa; Rhizostomeae; Rhizostomatidae.